CUGAGAGGUGACUGUAUUCUCCGCCAAUGUCGUUGUGAUUGAGUUGCGCAGCGACAGGCAUCCGGGCCAUCGAGUGUCCAAAGCGUGACAGCAGAGAGUACCUUGGUCUCGCGGGCACCGCAACCAGCACACCACGGCGACAUAGUAAACGUCCAACCACGAGACCAAGACCAUAGGACUAGCUGCGGUGUCAGAUCGUUGAUGUGGGCCGACCUCGAGUUCGUCACUUGAGCCGCUCCGCUCAUCCACGUCCUUGCACAAUAAUCUAUUGGAGCUGCACAACCACCGAUCUCUGUCGCACCGGGACCACCACCACCGCCGCCUUCUCUACUCGCGCCCAGUGCAUCCUCCGCCUCACUUCACCAGCGCGCGGUGUGCGGUUGGCCUCCAUUCCACUGCUGCUGCUGCUGCUGCCGCUGCCGCUGCUGCUGCUGCUCGAACUCCGUCGCGGGCAGCCAGCAUUCGUACGCAGACACCAGCCACAAAGGGAACAAAGCCACCAGCUUUGAAGCCGUGCGCGCGCCCGCUGGCACAUUCCACCCAAGCUCUCGUCUGCAAGCAGUCCGUAGCCGUCGCCGCCGCACGAAACAUAAAGCACAACCACCGACAACGACGCACGCCUCCACCAAUAUACCGGCGCGGGCGCGGCCGGCCAUAAGAAGCGGUUUGGCGUUCAAUUGGCCAACGCCAGAGCUCAUUGGAGCUGUUGGGCUAUCCCAACACAUCUUGCGAAGCGAUGGGUGCGUGUAUGUCAAGCGAUGUACAAGAUGGCGAUCAGAAGAAGCGCAGCCAGAUGAUCGACCGUACUCUAGAGGAGGACUCGAAGAAGCUGCGGCGGGAAUGCAAGAUCUUGCUGCUAGGGUCCGGUGAAAGCGGGAAAAGCACAAUAGUGAAGCAGAUGAAGAUCAUACACCAAAAUGGCUACAGUGUUGACGAGCUGGCAUUGUACCGGCAUACCAUAUACAAGAACGUGGUGGACUGCGCGAAGGCACUCGUCGGCGCGAUGCGGCAAUUCGAGAUCGAGAUCGAGCAACCGGCGAACCGAGAGCUCGCCGACUAUGUGAUGGAGUAUACUGUUGAUCCUGACCCGCAACAAGCACUUGACCAGCGAAUAGGGGAGGCCAUAGCGAGCAUAUGGAAGGACCCAUGCAUACCCAAGGUCUUUGACCACCAGAAUGAGUUCUACCUCAUGGAUUCGGCACCAUACUUCUUCGAUGAGGUUGCAAGGAUAUCCGCUGCAGACUAUAUACCCACCGAGGCCGAUGUGCUGCGAGCUCGAACGAAAACGACCGGUAUUUACGAAACACGUUUCCAAAUGGGCCAAUUGAGCAUACACAUGUUCGACGUUGGAGGCCAAAGGAGCGAACGCAAAAAAUGGAUACACUGCUUUGAGAACGUCACAUCGAUAAUAUUCUGUGUCGCGCUCAGCGAGUACGAUCAAGUGCUGCUAGAAGAAAGCAGCCAAAAUCGCAUGAUGGAGUCGCUUGUGCUCUUCGAUUCGGUCGUCAAUUCGAGGUGGUUCAUGCGCACGUCCAUCAUUCUGUUUCUGAACAAGGUGGACCUAUUCCGAGCGAAGCUGGCCAAAUCACCCCUUGGAAGCUACUUUCCUGAUUAUUCGGGCGGCAACGACGUCAACCGUGCGGCCAAGUAUCUCCUAUGGAGAUUUAACCAGGUCAAUCGGGCACAUCUAAACCUGUACCCACACCUUACACAAGCGACCGAUACAUCGAACAUUCGGCUCGUCUUCGCCGCAGUAAAGGAGACGAUACUCCAGAACGCACUGAAAGACUCGGGCAUAUUAUGAUAACAUACCUACUGCCAUGUCCGACAUUUGAUACGCCAUUUACAACCCGACUGAUUUGGCACGACGAGGCAGACCACAUCUUUUAUACGACUAUUCCCCUUUUUUUUCAGUGCUAUCACCAUCUACAGGAUAUCCCAGCGGGCGUUUGGAGUCAAGUCAGCACAGCUCGAAUGCGGCAGAAUGUUGGGUAACAAGGGAUUUUUGUUCUUGUACUGGGGCCGGCAUGUCUGUGGCGUGGCUCACGCUUUGGCUGAUGGGGUGGGGAUGGGCUCGGAGCCUAUCGAGUGGUUGUUUGGUGAGUGUAGAUGGGAAAAUCUGAUCGUUGGCGUAGCGCUUAUGUACGCGCCCGCUUCGGAUGAUAUGAACGCUGCACCGAUAUCUGGAGGCCGUUGUUCGCAUCGCGUCUGGUUUGCUAUCACUCACAGGCCCACGAGACGCGACAUGUUCUGUUACCGUUCACGACUUCUCGCGAGAAUAGAGGCUGUCGGUCGGAAGGUGCUGACUGGCAGAGUAAUGGAACGGCUUGGGUUCGAGCGCAAAGGGGUUCGACAGGCCUUAAUGCUGUUGUGCAUGAGUGAGCGAGCGAGCGAGCAAGCAUACCUUACCUUCAAGCCUGUGGUUUGGCAGAAAUUGCAUAUGGGCGGUAAGAUGUAUGCUCAGACGAUAGUAGUCCUACGAAAUGUUCUUGGC
This is a messenger RNA of Sphaerulina musiva SO2202, 2494 nucleotides long. Its product is annotated as G-protein alpha subunit. The record is from RefSeq and is a predicted model, not a curated record. Gene Ontology annotation, cellular component: heterotrimeric G-protein complex. Bases 737 to 1804 code for a protein of 355 amino acids. Gene Ontology annotation, molecular function: GTP binding; G-protein beta/gamma-subunit complex binding; G protein-coupled receptor binding. Gene Ontology annotation, biological process: adenylate cyclase-activating G protein-coupled receptor signaling pathway. NCBI's taxonomy places the organism in Eukaryota, Fungi, Ascomycota, Dothideomycetes, Mycosphaerellales, Mycosphaerellaceae. The transcript is spliced from 4 exons.